This is a messenger RNA of Entrophospora sp. SA101, 708 nucleotides long. The record is from the annotation of a GenBank genome assembly. NCBI's taxonomy places the organism in Eukaryota, Fungi, Glomeromycota, Glomeromycetes, Entrophosporales, Entrophosporaceae.
AUGACACAACCUGCUCAAAAUGCAUUGAGAAGAAUUAUUGAAAAGUAUACACAAAAUGUACGCUUCUGUAUCAUUUGUAACUAUCCACUCAAGAUCAUUCCUGCAGUUCAAUCUCGUUGUACAAAAUUUCGAUUUUCUCCUUUAGGCAAAGAUCAAAUUAUUUCUUGUUUGAAUGACAUAGUUGAGGCAGAACGCAUAAAUAUUUCCCAAGAUGGGAUAGAAGCAUUAAUUAAAAUUUCAUGUGGUGAUAUGCGAAGAGUAUUAAAUAUUUUACAGGCAUGUCAUGCAACAAAUGAAUUCAUAGAUGAAGAUGCUAUAUGUAAUUGUACAGGAAGACCUAAUACUAAAGAUAUAGAAUUAAUAGUAAAGACAAUGACUUGUGAUGAUUAUUCAACAGCACAUUCCAAUAUCCAGAAGCUCAAGACAGAAAAAGGUCUUGCUUUACAAGAUAUAUUGACAGAUUUUUGUUAUAACUUAAGAAAAUCAUUUAUCACUGAUGAAGAAUUGUUUGAAAAUAUUGGAGAAAUUGAAUAUCGACUUGCAACUGGAGCUACUGAAAAACAUCAAUUAACAGCAUUCAUAGGAUCAUUCAAAAAAUCACUCAAGAAAGGCCCAAAAAACAAUAUCAUUGAUAAUGAUAGUGAAGAAAAUCAGAUUGAAAAGAUGAAGAUGAAACAUGAAACAUGUUCUAAAAUCACUCUUUGGUGA